AAAAGCACAGACAGCUAAGGUGAGACCACCUCCACUACUCAAGCGUUACCUUUCCUCUUAAGGCAACACCUAAUCCCUGCGCCGAGACAGCAUGCAGCACAUCUAACCACCGACUGGACAGAUGCACGCAGCGGACCAUCCCAACUCUUUUCUCUUCUUUUUUUAAAUGGAGACCCCCCUGUAGGAGCGAGCCCGGCCCGUUUUAGUGGACCGAUGCUUAAUAUUGCGUCUGCUCUUAACGCCAUGGACAUGUUUGGCCCUGGACAACUGGUAUCCACUCUGCUGCCUGCAGUUUUCCACUCUCCCGCGGCUCACUUCUUCCCGGCGUUCCCCACCCGACUGGGCUCUCAACCUCAGAUCCUGAUCCCGGGACCCUUUUUCAGCUAUGAAUCCUUGAGGAAUUAUCUGCAGCCAGAGCCGUGCAAGGAGGCCUUUCUCCUGGCCGCACAGGCGGCCGGCAUGGGACCACCGCCCGAGGGCGUAGAUGAACAGAGGCCAGUGAAGCAGCGUCGUGCACGGGCCAACUACAGCAGCUGGCAGCUGGAGGAGCUGGAGAAGGCCUUCGAGACCACCCACUACCCAGACAUCUUCAUGAGGGAAGCCCUGGCCCUCAGACUGGACCUCAUCGAGGCCAGAGUGCAAGUUUGGUUUCAAAACCGGCGUGCCAAGAUGAGGCGGCAGCUCAAAGUGCAGGGUCCGCUCGGGGGGCCGUUUGUAAAAAGAGACAACGAAGACACGUUGGAGAAAGCCAACGCGACCCUGAAACAGCCGACGGACUGUUCCAACGGCGAGCACCGGGAGGGGCCGCAGGAAGGAGGAAACUACCCGUGGACAAAAAACGCGAGUGUGCGCGUGCGUCCCGCGACCCGGAGGCCGGGGAAGUGGGAGGGGCCCGAGGGGCCGGAGGGGCUCAGCCCCGAUGAGCUCCGCUCCUGCAGCAUCGCGAAGCUGAGGGCCAAAGCCAGAGAGCACGAGGCCGAGAUCCACGGCGCCGUGAGCGCGUCAGGAGGCGAGACGCGGCCACAAACGCAGGAAGGCGAUUGAUAGUUUUCCUUCUUCCUGUUUGUACAGAUGAUAAUGGAGAGACUGCGAAUUCACACUAUUAAUGCGCAGUGACAUUAUUUAGCUUAUUACACAGCGUUAAAGUCUUCUUUACAUGUAAUACUAUCAAAUUAUA
This is a messenger RNA of Gasterosteus aculeatus aculeatus (three-spined stickleback), 1177 nucleotides long. Its product is annotated as visual system homeobox 2. Lineage: Eukaryota; Metazoa; Chordata; Actinopteri; Perciformes; Gasterosteidae. The record is from RefSeq and is a predicted model, not a curated record. Gene Ontology annotation, biological process: regulation of DNA-templated transcription. Gene Ontology annotation, molecular function: DNA-binding transcription factor activity, RNA polymerase II-specific; sequence-specific double-stranded DNA binding.